AUGAAUUAUGCAGUUGGACCCCCUGAACUUUCACCUGCUGCGCGUCUGCUCGCUAGAACUUACGAAAACCAGGCUCUUGUAUUUCGUGAUGAACAAGGACAGGAGAGGGUUUAUUGUUCUAUCUGCUGUGAGUAUGGAUCUGGCUCUUCAUCUAGAGGGUACGGUUACCACUCUCCUGAUGGGAGUAGAAAUAUCACCGUACCUGCGUUUGAAGCUCAUCGUGGUACUAAGUACCAUGCUAAAGCUGUGAUUGCUAAAGAGAAGGGGAAGCAGCCCCUUGAACCUGCUGUGACUGCUCCUGAACCUGUUUUUGGUGCUACAUCAGAGCAAGGGUCUGUGACGGCUGUCACUGUUGAAGUCUCUUUGCUUCAACAGCUGGUUACCCUCAUGGAGAAGAUGAAGAGAUGGGAACAUUGGGAGGCAGAAACUAGGACCUUGGAAUAUCAAUUUUCAAAUGAUCCAAGGAGGUUCCAAUUCAUUCACCAAACCUCAUUUGGAAGGAGACAUCUUAGAUAUUGGAGUCAAUACAGAUUGUUGCGACUGCCGGUUAAUUUUCUUCAACAGUUCUUUCAAUCAGUCUACCAAGUAGACUAUCUCACUCUUCGACAUGGCUUCAUCACAGCUCAUUUCUCUGAAGGAAAUAGCUUCGAUUUCCAGAAGUAUAUCGAGAGAGCACUUGAGAAAGAUUUUGAGGUGGCGGUUGGUAUGCGCCUCUGGAUUUGGGUGUUCUCUGUGCUCUUCAUAUUCUUCAAUGCAUACGUAUUCCAUAACUAUGUUUGGCUUCCCUUCAUCCCAUUAGUGAUGCUGCUCAUUGUUGGCACUAAGCUGCAAGGCAUCAUUACAAAAAUGUGCUUAGACACUAGUGACAAGUCCCAUGUAAUCCAAGGAACAUUGCUUGUUAGACCAGGCGAUCACUUCUUCUGGUUCGAUCGUCCCAGAUUCCUCCUCCACCUCAUGCACCUCCUCUUGUUUCAGAACUCGUUUCAACUGGCAUUCUUCGCAUGGUCUUGGUACAAAUUUGGACUGAGGUCGUGCUUCCACCGCAAUAAUAAUAAAACUAAAAUAAAUAUAAAUAUUUAG
This is a messenger RNA of Salvia splendens (bonfire salvia), 1080 nucleotides long. Its product is annotated as MLO-like protein 6. The record is from RefSeq and is a predicted model, not a curated record. Gene Ontology annotation, cellular component: membrane. The transcript is spliced from 11 exons. Gene Ontology annotation, biological process: defense response. Lineage: Eukaryota; Viridiplantae; Streptophyta; Magnoliopsida; Lamiales; Lamiaceae. Bases 1 to 1080 code for a protein of 359 amino acids.